Messenger RNA from Ictalurus punctatus (channel catfish), 2682 nucleotides. RefSeq names its product tachykinin receptor 1a (gene tacr1a). The transcript has 5 exons. Gene Ontology annotation, cellular component: sperm midpiece; plasma membrane. The record is from RefSeq and is a predicted model, not a curated record. Bases 275 to 1477 code for a protein of 400 amino acids. Gene Ontology annotation, biological process: positive regulation of flagellated sperm motility; G protein-coupled receptor signaling pathway. NCBI's taxonomy places the organism in Eukaryota, Metazoa, Chordata, Actinopteri, Siluriformes, Ictaluridae. Gene Ontology annotation, molecular function: substance P receptor activity.
GACACACGUGAGCGCGCGGGCGUGUGCGUGCGUGAGUGCGCUCAGCUCGAGCUUAAUAUCAUUCAACACAAGAUCGCUGCGAAAACUAAAAGCAGCCGGAGAGCGAGGCGCGCGUCGGAGUCGGACCGCUUGCACAACUCGCACGCGCUGCGCCAUGGAACCCUGCAAAACUUCUCGGCGCGCGGGGAUUGCGGUCACGGACUGCUCGAGCAUGGUCGAUUAGAAAAAAGAAAAAGAAAAACAAGCGCGCAGAGGAUAUUGGUGGUUUGUGAAGAUGGACCCGCUGUUCACUUACACCGACUCGCCGGGGAACUGGAGCGCGGAGAAUAACGGCACGGACGUGUACUGGAACCAGUUCACGCAGCCUGCGUGGCGCAUCGUGCUCUGGGCGCUCGCCUACAGCUUCAUCGUGCUGGUGGCGGUGGUGGGCAACGUGACGGUCAUGUGGAUCAUCGUGGCGCACAAGCGGAUGCGCACCGUCACCAACUUCUUCCUGGUGAACCUGGCGUUCGCCGAGGCGUCCAUGUCCGCCUUUAACACCGUGGUGAACUUCGUGUACGCGGCGCACAACGAGUGGUACUUCGGCUCGGGGUACUGCCGCUUCCACAACUUCUUCCCCAUCGCCGCCGUGUUCGCCAGCAUCUGCUCCAUGACCGCCAUCGCCGUGGACAGGUACAUGGCCAUCAUCCACCCACUGAAGCAGCGGCUCUCGUCCACGCAGACCAAAGUGAUCAUCGGUGUGAUCUGGGUGCUCGCUUUCCUCCUCGCAUUCCCGCAGUACUACUACUCCGAUGUGGACCAGCUGCCCGGGCGCGUUGUCUGUUACAUCGACUGGCCAGUAGUGGACACCAUAGUGGACUUCAGGAAAAUUUACUAUGUGUGUGUGGCGGUGCUGAUCUACUUCCUGCCCCUGGUGGUGAUGGGUUGUGCUUAUCUGGUGGUGGGGCUGAACCUGUGGGCCAGCGAGAUUCCCGGAGACUCCUCGGGCCGCUACCACGAGCAACUCAACGCCAAACGCAAGGUGGUGAAGAUGAUGAUCGUGGUCGUGUGUACCUUCGCCGUCUGCUGGCUGCCCUACCAUGUCUACUUUCUCCUCCAUGAGUUCUUCCCUUUGCUCUUCGAGAAGCCCUUCAUCCAGCAGGUCUACUUGGCUAUCAUGUGGCUCGCCAUGAGCUCCACCAUGUACAACCCCAUCAUCUACUGCUGCCUGAAUGACAGAUUCCGCGCUGGCUUCAAGCAGGCAUUCCGUUGGUGUCCGUGCAUCCACUCUGACUCCUACGAAGGCCUGGAACUCAAGUCCACGCGCUACCUGCAGACGCAAACAAGCGUGUACAAGACGAGCCGGGCGGAGCCCACUGUGCUGGUUGUCAACAGUCCGUCGCUAGAGCUGGCGUCCAACGGCUCGUCAUCUCGCAGCAUGUCCAAGACAGUGUCGGAGACGUCCAGCUUCUACUGCGGCCAUAACCUGCCCGCCUAAGAGGUCUUACGAUCAGCAGAGGAACGUCAUGAGUCCACAAAAAAAAACAAAAAAAACAACGAUGGAUCUAUUUACCUCUGCACAAACGCCAUCUCUAUCAUUUUCUGUAUCAUUUUCUGUAUAAUCAUUGUGACGGAUCAUUUCGAGCGGUCAUGGUGGGCGUCGACGUCUGAGGAACGUGCCAGAGAACCAGAAAGUUUCCGUUCAGCUUCAUUUCCACAUAGCAGAUCCUACAUGGAACGUGCAGUUAAAAAACUCGAGUCCUCUAGGAUAUUUCCAUAACAAAUGAAUGAAUGAAUGAAUGAUAUCAGUUUUAUCUAUUACGAACCUCUCUGAGCGAGUAUCAUGGGCACCAUGAAUCAGGAACGUGCCGAAGAAUCAGAAGUUUAUGAAGAUGCUCCUACUUAUCAAAUGGAUCCAUUCACCUGUGUAAUUUCAGAGUAUUUCAUCUGGUGUUAUCGGUAGCUCAGAGGUUAAAGGUUAAAGCUGAGCUUCGUCAAACUGCCACCGUGAUGGGGUCAUGAUCGAGCGCUUGAACCCAUCAGCUGAUUACAAUAUCGGCCAGAUGAUUAAAUGUAAAUACUCCGUCUAUUUAAUCUCUCACACUAGGUAGCGUUGGUGUAGAUGGCAAAGGAACGUGCUAAAGAACCUGAAAUCCUAAAUGUAUCAACCAGUUGACUUUUGGAGAGACAGACGUUUUUCCCCCCAUACCCAAAACUGAUGGGUGCAAUCAUCUGCAUAUGACAGUAUAAUCUCUGUAACACAGUGCUGUAUGGAAAUGUUUUGUGUUUGUGUAAGUGCCUCAUAACUGCAUUCACAGUAUCUAUAAUCUGGUGUAGGUAGACUAUAUGCUUUUUUUUCUUCUAUUCUUCUAUACGUUAUUCAGGCCACACUUUUGAUCUAAGUUCAGCUCAUGACUGACCACACAAGUCCCUCGACGGACGUGACCAGAGACCCCGAUGGAAUGAGACGGUGACGGUGUCGCCGAAGCUUUGCAGACAGACGUGGUCUGGACUACGAGAGCUGGCUAUAGUGUAUUAUCGUUUACAUUUGACUAGCAUGUAAUAUCGUGGAUUAUGUAUCGUAUACUGUACAAUGCCUAAACAGACAGCCUCUCCUCUCUGUCUAUAUGUCUGUGCGAAUGUGUUCUUGUUGUUGUUGUUUUUUAUCAGAGUUUGGCAACCUUAAAGUAACGUGAGUCUCGA